Silurus meridionalis is the source of this 3729-nucleotide messenger RNA. It is a transcript of the gene has2, whose product is annotated as hyaluronan synthase 2. The transcript is spliced from 4 exons. Bases 733 to 2415 code for a protein of 560 amino acids. Gene Ontology annotation, biological process: extracellular matrix assembly; hyaluronan biosynthetic process. Gene Ontology annotation, molecular function: hyaluronan synthase activity. The record is from RefSeq and is a predicted model, not a curated record. Lineage: Eukaryota; Metazoa; Chordata; Actinopteri; Siluriformes; Siluridae.
CUGACAUAGGGCUUAUAUAUUCACACAUAUUAAAUACAUAGAAGGCUAAGCAUCUUGAAAAUAUAUAGUCUUUAUAUUAGGGGAUGUUUAGUUUCUGUGCAUUAAUAGUUAAACCUGUGAAAUAAUGUUCAAAAAUUGCUGAAGUUUAACAGUUUUAAGCCUAUUUAAGCUUGAGGCAAGAGGUUAGUGCUACCAGUUCGGGAGUUUCAAUAAGAAGCACUUUUUUGCCUCCUCCAACAAAUUUGCUCCUCCUCGCCCCCCCGAACCUUCCCCCUCAUUAUAACAACUCCCAAAAAGCCUGCCGGUUUUAAAAGCCUCUUCCAAAUGGACACGGUACAGGAAGCUGCAAGGGGUGGUCGCAUACUACAAAUUACAACUUUAACGCAUCAUCUCACAGUUGUACCCCAUUGAUACCUGAAGAAACUUGAAGCAGCAGUACAGUUUGCCACUAACUUUUUUUUUUUUUUGACCCCACGUUUGGAUACAUUUUUAAACCAUCCCUUUUAUCAUCUGACAAAAGAAAUGACAAUCAGGACGAUGUGACAAGUUCUGCCAAGUGUAUUGACUGAGGAGGAAGACUGUUUGCAAACCUUCACCUGUUAACGUUUGGAGACUUCAUGCACGUUUUCUCUCAAGAUUCCAAAAGAAGCUCGUGCUCACAAAGUUUCCUGCAGCUGCUGCCCUGCCCACGGAGCCUGCUCUGAUCUGCAUCCAUCCUCCAAGACCACCAAGAUGUCAUCAAGAAGCUGCUCCAAGAUGAAAUGUGAUAAUCUGAUCACCUACCUAAGGAUUAUUGGAACAACACUGUUCGGUGUCGCGCUGCUAGUGGGAAUCUCUACUGCCUACAUCAUGGGCUACCAGUUCUUCACGACUACGGGCAAUUACCUGUCCUUUGGUCUUUAUGGAGCCAUUUUGGUCAUUCACCUCAUCAUCCAGAGUUUGUUUGCUCUGUUAGAACACAGAAACAUGCGGCGGUCCAUGGAGACACCAAUCAAACUCAACAAAUCACUGGCACUUUGCAUCGCUGCCUACCAGGAAGACCCCAAUUACUUGAGAAAGUGUUUGAUAUCAGUUAAAAGGCUCACCUAUCCAAACAUCAAGGUCAUCAUGGUGAUUGAUGGGAAUAAUGAAGAUGACGGCUACAUGAUGGACAUUUUUCGGGAAAUAAUGGGCCGGGAAAAGGCAGCUACCUAUGUCUGGAAAAGUAACUACCACCAGCUAGGGCCGAACGAGACCGAGGAGUCAUACACGGAGAGUCUGCAGCAUGUCUCUCAGCUGGUGCUCAACAAUAAGUGUGUGUGCAUUAUGCAGAAGUGGGGAGGAAAGAGGGAAGUCAUGUACACAGCCUUUAAAGCCCUUGGGAAGAGUGUCGACUAUGUGCAGGUGUGUGACUCAGAUACCAUGCUGGAUCCUGCCUGUUCAGUGGAGAUGGCGAAGGUUCUAGAGGAAGACACCAUGGUGGGAGGAGUUGGGGGAGAUGUUCAGAUUCUGAAUAAAUAUGAAUCUUGGGUGUCCUUCCUGAGCAGCGUGCGGUACUGGAUGGCCUUUAACAUUGAACGAGCCUGCCAGUCCUACUUCGGCUGCGUGCAGUGCAUCAGCGGGCCUUUGGGAAUGUACAGGAACUCUCUUCUCCAUGAGUUUCUGGAGGACUGGUACAAUCAGACGUUCAUGGGCAGCCAUUGCAGCUUUGGUGAUGACCGACAUCUCACAAAUCGCGUGCUAAGCCUUGGCUAUGCUACUAAAUACACAGCACGCUCCAAGUGCCUGACCGAGACACCUAUCACAUACCUGCGCUGGCUCAAUCAGCAGACACGCUGGAGCAAGUCGUACUUCCGAGAGUGGCUCUACAACUCUUUGUGGUUCCACAAGCAUCAUCUGUGGAUGACCUAUGAAGCUGUUAUAACUGGCUUCUUCCCUUUUUUCCUCAUUGCCACAGCCAUUCAGCUCUUCUACCAUGGUCGCAUCUGGAACAUUCUUCUCUUUCUACUGAUUGUACAGGCUGUGGCGCUUAUCAAGUCCACCUUUGCCAGCUUUUUGCGAGGCAACAUUGUCAUGGUCUUCAUGUCUUUCUACUCAGUGUUAUACAUGUCCAGUCUUCUACCAGCAAAGAUGUUCGCGAUAGCCACAAUAAACAAGUCCGGUUGGGGUACUUCGGGAAGGAAGACAAUAGUCACCAACUUUAUUGGCCUCAUCCCGAUCUCAUUCUGGUUCACAAUUCUAUUUAUCGGCAUCCUGUAUACCAUUGCCCAAGAGACGCGAAAGCCUUUUCCAAAUUCUGAAAAGAUAGUCUUAAUAAUAGGUGCAAUAGUGUAUGCCAGCUACUGGGCGGUGUUUUUGACUUUGUACAUGGUUCUUAUAGCAAAGUGUGGCAAAAGGAAGAAGGAUCAGCAGUAUGACAUGGUGCUCGAUGUCUGAUCUUUCUCACUGUGUUGUCCCUCCUCUUUCAAAGUUUACAUUGUGAACAGACUAUGUUCUUUAUAGGUGACAAUCAAAUGACUCAAUCAAAGAGAGCUACUAUUGCUGCUGUGACUUGAUACCAAGGACAUUUCUUUAAAAUUAAUAAGAAAACACCAAAACCAGAAACGAGGUUCAAACCUUGGACUUGGACUGUUCUGAAUUUUAUACUCUAUUUUUUUUCCCCAAAACCACCAACUAAACUUUCUUUUCCUUUUUAUCCAUGAGACUGUUUUUUCUAUGCACUUUUAUAUCUUUCUCUCUUUCAUCAGACAUAAUGCUUGACAUAGAACUCAAUGAACAAAUACCUCAUGGUGAUGUUUGCAUUGUGUGAUUGACUGGGAUGCAGUCAAGGCUCAUUCAUUUAAAAUAAUUUAUUGUUGUUUUUUUUUAAACCUUGUUUUAUAUAUAAAUAUAAACUUUUUUUAAAUGAAGGCCAACCAGAAUGUGUUGACCAUGCUGUAUUUUGUAUGUGCAUAUUGUAUUUCUUCUCCUUUUAUAUAGACAAGUUUAUUUUUUCUUAUCCAUGAAAGAUUCUUUAUUUUCAGUCAUAAAUAUUUGAGAAAAUGCAUUGUGCAUUUAACUGUUAUUACAAUGAAUUGUGCAUCCGACCAAAAAAAUGUGAAGCUGGGUUUUGUGUUUGCAUUGAUGGCAAGAAAAUGCAAUUCUAGGAAGAAGACUAACCUGUGUUAUCAAAUCAAAGUAUUACCUGACAGGAAUACCAGCAUAUUUAUAUAAAAAACACUCUGUGGUUCAUUGUUUGUUUGUAUCUGAUUUAUUGUAUUUUUGUACAUAUUUUAUAUUUGGCCUGUAAACUGUUAUGAGGACUGAUCAAAAAUUUAUAACAUUUCAGACAAAAAAAGUAUUUGCACACAGAUAUACACAGAUGGAUGUCUAAAUCAUUUCAAAGUCCAAUGCCAUAACUUUACUUUGUGGUCACACCAUGACUUCUUCAAUGUGAUAUGUUUUAUUUUAUUUAUGAUUUAAAUGAGCCUAUUGACAAGUAUCUAAUAAUGCUGAUGCUGAUUUGAGACAUAUGAAUACUAGAUGUGAUGUCAAAGUAACUGACCUGUAAACCCAAUUACAGGCUUGUUUCAAAAUUUUUAAGCUCAAAAGCAAAUGAAUCGACUGAUGGCUGGAAUAAAAAGUUGACUAUGAAAGUAUUUUUUUUUUGCAGUUUAAUUAUACCAAAUGUUAUGUAGGCAGUAUUAUUAUAAAGCACUUUUUGUGUUUGUGCCAAAUUGAAAACAUUGUUUGUUACUAUGUAUACAUAGU